This is a messenger RNA of Pseudovirgaria hyperparasitica, 1780 nucleotides long. RefSeq names its product MFS general substrate transporter. The record is from RefSeq and is a predicted model, not a curated record. Gene Ontology annotation, biological process: transmembrane transport. The coding region runs from base 119 to 1561 and encodes 480 amino acids. The transcript is spliced from 5 exons. NCBI's taxonomy places the organism in Eukaryota, Fungi, Ascomycota, Dothideomycetes, Acrospermales, Acrospermaceae. Gene Ontology annotation, molecular function: transmembrane transporter activity.
CCAAGACACAACAGCACCGUGGUCAUUGGCAUGCCAUAAAUACCGCCCUCGAUCCGCUGACCUUGCCGUCCCCUGACCCUCUGAGCUACUGUGCUGAGAUACAGCAUCGACUGCCACAAUGGCUUUCAACUUCCUCCGCAAGACGAAAGUUACGGUGCGGGACAGCGAGAGGACGCGUGCUGCCGAACUCACCCUGCGCCAAUCGAUCUACCCGAUUGCGCUUGUUACGCUGUUGUUCUUUCUCUGGGGCUUUUCGUACGGCUUGCUUGAUACGCUGAACAAGCACUUCCAGAACCAGCUUGGUAUCACCCAGGCCCGCUCUUCGGGGCUACAGGCUGCGUAUUUUGGAGCAUACCCCCUCGCCUCCCUCGGGCACGCAAACUGGCUCCUGCGCCGCUACGGCUACAAGAUCACCUUCAUCUGGGGCCUCUGCCUGUAUGGCAUUGGCGCCCUCGUCGCCUGGCCGUGUCUGCUCCACCGCUCCUUUGGCGGGUUCUGUGGUGCGAUUUUCAUCAUUGGGAAUGGUCUUGGUUCGCUCGAGACGGCGGCGAAUCCGUACAUUACAGUCUGCGGUCCUCCAAAGUACUCGGAGAUCCGCAUCAACAUCAGCCAGGCCUUCAACGGGAUAGGCACAGUCGUCGCUCCCGUCAUGGCAUCCUACGUCUUCUUCACCAGCGUGCACGACGACGAGAAAUCGCUGCAGAACGUGCAGUGGGUCUACCUCGCCAUCGCCUGCUUCGUCUUCCUCCUUGCCGCCGUCUUCCUCUUCAGCCCCAUCCCCGAAAUCACCGACGCCGACAUGGCCUUCCAGGUCCAGGAGACGCACGCCGAGGCCGACGACCAGCCGUUCCGGAAGCAAUACCGCCUCUUCCACGCCGCAUUCGCGCAGUUCUGCUACACGGGCGCACAGGUCGCAAUCGCAAGCUACUUUAUCAACUACGCCGUGCAGACCCGUCCCAACACCGACUCCGCCGUAGCAUCCAAACUCCUCGCCGGCGCCCAAGGCGCCUUUGCCCUCGGCCGCUUCGUCGGCGUCGCCCUCAUGACCGCCUUCAAGCCGCGCCUCAUCUUCCUCGCCUACCUCACCAGCUGCAUCAUCUUCCUCGCGCCCAGCAUCACCCAGCGCGACAACAACACCGGCGUCGCACUGCUCUACCUCACCCUCUUCUUCGAGUCCAUCUGCUUCCCCACCAUUGUCGCGCUCGGCAUGCGCGGUCUGGGCAGACACACGAAGCGCGGCAGCGGCUGGAUUGUCGCUGGCGUCAGUGGUGGUGCGGUUGUGCCGCCGUUGUUGGGCGUGGCCGGGGAUCGGCAUGGGACUGCGUUGGGCAUGGUGGUGCCGUUGUGCUUUUUUGUCGGUGCGGUGUCGUAUGCGGUUUGUGUGAAUUUCGUGCAGGGGUAUCGGGGGGUGGUUGAUGCGAGUGCUCGGGCGGAGAUUGGGGUGCGGGAUGUGGAGGGUGGGGGUGGUAUAGGGGGUAUGAAGGAUUUGCGGGAGGAGAGGGUGGAGGUGACGGGGGAGAAGGUUGGGGAGAGGCAGCAUGUAGAGGAGAAGGAAGGAUAAGGGGUGUGGUGUGGUUGUGGUUGAGGUGCGUUAUAUACAUCCGAUCCCUAGAUAUACAACGUACCCCUAUUCCGACACCCUCAACUCUCUACCAUCUCACGGACAAACGACGAACGACAAACGGCAAAUGGUUAGAAACUAAGCAAUAAUAAAUUAAUAAACAACACACUACAGCGUCAUGUAGAGUGUAGUACGUCAAGACGUAGAGUUUACAAGUCC